AUCUAAUGAGCCGUGACAGGUCAAACUUCAAGACCUGACAUUGAGGAAGGCGACCUAGAGACGAAAUUUACUCGCAAUCACCUCUCUGCAGAGAAUUCUUGCAAAAACUACCUGUGAUAAAACCGAAUCCAUGAUCAAAAAGGCUUCGGUUACUGAUUGUUGAGCUGGCGGACACGGAUACUGUGGUCGUCAUGGGAGAGGAAAGUGCUGGUGAUGGCGAAGGCGACAAGCAGCAGCUUCUCGCUGAAAUGACGCUUCUUGCUAAGAUUAAAUUCUACACAUCUCUCUUCCUAGGGACGACGGCGAUUCUAUCGGUUUUCGCGUUUCUGUUCCUGAUCCCGUUCGUGGUAGACCCGGCGAUCUCGACGAUCUUGGCCGACUACGACCCGGAACCAAUUACGUGCAUGGUCACCGAGACUGUCUACGCGGAGGGUCUCAGCAACUGCACGUGGGCUUCCUGCCGCGAGGGCUGCACCGCCCCGCAGACCCGCUGCCACCAGAUCUUCGUCAACUACUCCGUCCUCCACUACCACGAGUUUCGCAACAAAGGAAUCACGAACCUCGAGGGAUUCCAUUGGGAUGUAGCAGAUCGGAAAUUUCUCAUAAACACUGAGGGCUGUGGCUACCCGCCGAGAGUUAACUGUUCAGUUUUUGUGAAAGAGUACGGUCCUGCGCAUAUUGGAAAGAUAUUCCCUUGCUACUACAGCCGUGCCUAUUCAGAACAUGUUGUGCUGAGGUACAGCUGGGACGAUAAUUUAAGGCAUCUCAUUUUAUCUCUCGCUGUGCCUAAUUUGCUGUUCGGGAUCUCAACGGGGGUCCUAAGUUACUGGUACUGCCCUAGAUGUACUUCGCAACCCACUUACGUUGAAGAGUUCUCCAAUAAGGACGAGAGUGAAGAAGAAGACUAUGAAGAUACGGACGAAGCCGAGUACUAACGACAUGCUGUGACACAAGUCAUCCACUAAUGCUCAACCGAAUACAUCCACCGUGAAAUUCUGCCAUAAACCUACACACACACACACACCCUCUCUACCGUGAAAUUAAUUCAACACAGUAACCCAGCUUACCCUCAGCUUAAAAACCAAUUCCACGCUUCCUUUAGACUUAAGCAUUGCAAUUCGCUGCACAUCCACAUUCAUGCAUUACGUUGAAACUCUCCAAAAAUAUCAAUUCAAAACGCUUCUACUCACAUUUCAGUUGGAUGAUUUUUAUUAUGACAAGCCUUUUAGAAAUGAAUAUUUGUACUGAACCGUUUUUAAGAUACUUAUUUGCAUAGUUUUCAUUAAAUCUAUUUUGAUACAAAAA
This is a messenger RNA of Bemisia tabaci, 1305 nucleotides long. RefSeq names its product tipE homolog 2 phospholipid transfer protein (gene Teh2). Gene Ontology annotation, molecular function: sodium channel regulator activity. Gene Ontology annotation, cellular component: plasma membrane. The record is from RefSeq and is a predicted model, not a curated record. Gene Ontology annotation, biological process: regulation of sodium ion transport. NCBI's taxonomy places the organism in Eukaryota, Metazoa, Arthropoda, Insecta, Hemiptera, Aleyrodidae.